AUGGCUGUUGUAAACAAUCCACGUGAAAUAACUACCAUACUUGACUGUAUUGAUUCUAUGGUAGAUGUGCUUCAAUACCUACAUGAAUCACGCAGACGACGCAGGACGUAUGUUCGCCCUGAGCAUGUCCCAUUUCUAGAGACGAGAUUCCGUGACUUUGACGAGUAUCUUUCGUCACAGACUCCGGAGUCAUUCCUAGAAUACACAAGGUUGUACCCGGGAGAGUUCGAGGUACUUUUUGAUCACCUCGGUGGCCGCCUUCACCAUGCUUCUACCCAUGUGGCACCGAUUGGAGCUAGACAACGACUGUGUAUAUUUCUCAGGUAA
Cylicostephanus goldi is the source of this 327-nucleotide messenger RNA. The record is from the annotation of a GenBank genome assembly. Lineage: Eukaryota; Metazoa; Nematoda; Chromadorea; Rhabditida; Strongylidae.